AUGGCCAGAACCCGCACGCUGCUCCUUCUCGCUGCAGCCUACGCUGCGUCCUGCUCACUCCUGGCCGAGCAGGUUGCGGCCGGGGGCAAAAAAGCCGCGGUGGCGGAGAUCUGCAAGGGCACCGCGUUCCCGGACGUGUGCACCAAAACUGCGGGGAAGCACGCGAAACGCUACCCGACCGUGGACGCCCUGACGGUGCUGCAGAUGCAGGUGGACGCGUUCUACAAGCGCACCGCGGCGGCGCGGGCGCGCGUGGCGAAGAAGGUCAGGAAGGCCUCCCCAACGGCGCGGUCGGCGCUGGAGCUGUGCAACAGGCUGUAUCUGGACGCCGAGGACAACCUCGGCGCCUGCCGCCGCGCCAUCGGCUUCAAGGACGCCGUCACCAUCCGCGCCACAAUGAGCAUGGCGGCGCAGGACAUGCAGAACUGCGACGAGAAGUUCAGGCAGGUUGGCGAGAAGAAGAACCCCUUGGAGCGCUUCAACAAGUCGCUCCUCAAGAUGACCGAGAUUUGCCGCUCGCUCUCCAACAUGAUCUGA
This is a messenger RNA of Phragmites australis (common reed), 537 nucleotides long. RefSeq lists its product as uncharacterized. The transcript has a single exon. Bases 1 to 537 code for a protein of 178 amino acids. Lineage: Eukaryota; Viridiplantae; Streptophyta; Magnoliopsida; Poales; Poaceae. Gene Ontology annotation, molecular function: enzyme inhibitor activity. The record is from RefSeq and is a predicted model, not a curated record.